AUGCCCCAGGCGCAGUGCAUGCGCUGUGCCGUGUGCGGCGCCGAGUCGUCCAAGUACACCCUGCCUUGCUUCCAGCAGCACAAGAGCAGUGCCAAGUGCGCCGCCGAGCGGGCGUCGCACGAGCGGCGGGCGGCGAUCGGCGCGCCGUCGUCGCUGCUGCAGCGCGGCGCGCGCGACCCCUCGCGCUUCAUUGCGAUGCGCGACUAUGACCACACACAGAUGAUGCAGGACUACCAGUUCCUUAGCCAGGUGGGGCGCGUCGUCUCGUCCACCGGCAAGGGCCUCUCUGAUGCCCGCAUGCUGCCCGACGCAGGCAAGCCAGGAGCAAAUGCACGCCGUGUACCGGCCGCGCAGCACCGGCGUGAGCAGCUCAGCAAGCAGAUCAUGUUCCGCAAGCUGCCGAUCAUGCUCCUGCCCGACGGCAUGUCCAAGCGGCAGCAGAACAAGACGUACUGGGACACGAAGAAGAAGAGUGUCCUGUACACGGUGCAGUGCACCUUUCCCUGUGUGCCAGACGCAGAGGGCGUGAGCGUGCAUGGACAGGCAGGCGAUGCUGACAUUGGUGCGUCGCUGCGUCGUGCGCUUGGCCAAGGCGACGCAGAAGAGCCCGAGGCUAAGCGCCGGCGGACGGACCGAAGGAGCGCGCUGGGCCUUGUUCCUGAUGCCUCCGGGGGGCUCGAGGCCGCGAGCGAUGCGAUGCUCCUCCUGCGCAUCUACCCGCUGCGUCUGCGUAACGAAACGACGACGCGCUUCCUCGACUGGUGGUCGCGCAAAGGCGCAGCGCUGGAAGCGUCCGGCGAGGUCGCAUUUUCUGCACCGCCUGCGCGCCGUGAGCCGCUCGUGCCGCAGCAUGUGCUCGACUCGGUCGCGCGGUUGCACGGAAAUGAAGGCAAGACGGCGCAGACGGAUGAUGCGCUGGCGUGGGCGCACGUCGCACUCUACGUGUCAGUCCCUGCCGCGUCCAAAAUUGAGUGGCUCUUUCGGUCACUGCCGCCCGACUAUGGGAUUGUCGAGUUCCUCGAGCUUGAAGUAUGGGAAAAAGAGGCAUUUGCGGCUGCCGAGCGCCGGGGCAAGUGUCAGUUGAUGUCGCUUGUGCCUGCGCGCGAAGAGGUCGUGCCGAGUAAAGGCAAAGCACACAAGAGUAUCGAGCCGGAUGCGGCCGACACGCCGGCGCCAGUAGAGGCCGAGCCUGCAGCGCCGGCGGCGGCGAGCGAGACUGCCGCUGUGUCCGAGUCUGGUGUGCCACCUGCUGUACCUGCUGUUGCGCCUCCUGCUGCGCCGGCUGUGCCGCCUCCUGCCCCUUUCGUGCCUGCAGCGCCGGUCCCCUCUUCUACCGCCUCGACGCUCGUCGGCUAUGCGAGCUCUGAUAGCGAGGGCGAAAUGUAG
This is a messenger RNA of Malassezia japonica, 1386 nucleotides long. It is a transcript of the gene BCD1, whose product is annotated as Box C/D snoRNA accumulation. The transcript is spliced from 2 exons. Gene Ontology annotation, cellular component: pre-snoRNP complex; nucleus. Bases 1 to 1386 code for a protein of 461 amino acids. NCBI's taxonomy places the organism in Eukaryota, Fungi, Basidiomycota, Malasseziomycetes, Malasseziales, Malasseziaceae. The record is from RefSeq and is a predicted model, not a curated record. Gene Ontology annotation, biological process: box C/D snoRNP assembly; snoRNA localization; maturation of LSU-rRNA from tricistronic rRNA transcript (SSU-rRNA, 5.8S rRNA, LSU-rRNA).